Messenger RNA from Sphenostylis stenocarpa, 2127 nucleotides. The record is from the annotation of a GenBank genome assembly. NCBI's taxonomy places the organism in Eukaryota, Viridiplantae, Streptophyta, Magnoliopsida, Fabales, Fabaceae.
AUGGAUGGUGAUAAGAGAUUUAAUAUCAGUGUUUUGGUUGUGGAUGAUGAUGAUGCUUCUUUAACAAUACUUGCUGAUAUACUCAAUACAUUGGGAUAUCAAGUUCUCGCUGCCAAUAACGCCGUUAAUGCUUUGGAGAGUCUUCGAGAGUUUGAAGGCUUUGUUGAUCUGGUUAUUACAGAAUUUAAUAUAUCAGGAAUGAAUGGAUUUGACUUUCAAAAGUUUAUUCAAAAUGAAUUCCAUAUACCAGUGAUAAAUAGAAGAGAGAGUGUGAUAUCCAGUAGUUUAGCAAACGGAGCAACACGCUAUAUUCUGAAACCCUUUUGCGCAGAUGACUUUAGAGAUAUUUGGCAGUAUGCUAUGGCUUCAAGGAAAAGGAAACUAACUAUUGGACAUAUUGAAGGAGAGUCACUACCAAGUGACAACAUUUUUAUACAAGAUGUUUACUCUGCAACUUCAUCGAAUUUGAAUGAGAGAAAAACGAAGUAUUGUCCAAGAAAGAGUACCCAAAUGAAUGAGGAAGGCCAAAGUGAAGAAAGACCUCAGCUUGUAAAGAAACCAAAGGUUGUUUGGACAACAUACCUACACAACCUCUUUCUGCUUGCUAUAAAACAAAUUGGAUUGGAGAUUGAAAUGUCAAGACAUGAGAAAAAGAAGAGUUCCUGUAAAUCUACACUCCAUUUUGGGGUGUUGGUUGGGGCCGUGCCAAAGGCGAUUCUUGAUGUGAUGAAUGUGCCAAACUUGACUAGAGAAAAUGUUGCUAGUCACUUACAGAAGUAUCGCAUAUUCCUGAGGAAAGUAGCAGAUAAAGGGUUUCUUGAGGGCUUAUCUAACAGGGAUCUGAGGUCAAGGUUUGCUUUUGGCCUUUCAGCAUCAUUGGUUAGAGACUUCCAAGCAAGAACUUCCAAAUUGCGUGUUCCUGUGCAACAAUAUAUGAAAAGAAUAACACAUCAAACAGGGUAUAAAGGAAUAGCCAAUGCUGUUAAGCCUUACCAUGUUUCAAGUACUAAUUAUGUGGCUGGUUCUCCACUGGGAAGAUGUCAUCAAUUUUCCCAUCCAAGGAACCAGUAUGGUAAUUCUUUGAAUCAAGCAAGAGUUGGAGUAGAAUCAAGCUUUGGAAGUAAUGAUUGGGUCAAUAAUAUCCAGCAAAACCUUUUGGGAAGCUAUGGAAACCAACCAUAUUAUGCAAUUAACUCUUACAACAACAAUGCUGGUGUUGUCUUUCCAUCCGAUGGAAUAAUGGCACAUGGCUGGAUGUCUUCUGCAAAUGGCCUAAGGGGAGGUGUGAAAUAUGAUGACCAUCAAUUGAUGUCUCCAAACUAUGAUUCAUUGGUACAUUAUCAUCAGAAAUAUACCUAUGAUCAAAGAAAUUGGAACAUGGGAUCUUGGCAUGACUCUUGUAAUAAUCUAUCUUUGACUUCUAGUUCAACUUACAAUCCCAACAAAAACAUUCAAUUGAAUGGUGGAUCACAAAUGAUUGGAAAUGGAAUGAAAAGAGGGUUUAACAGUAUUGUUGGUAUUAUGGAUUCUACUGCAAAUAACAACUUUGGCUUGAUCAAUGCCACCACACAAAAUACAAAUAGGAAUGUGGCACCCUUGGGCCAAGGAAACUUUGGUUUCGCUCAAAGAGGGUUUACUUCUACUUCUGCUUCUAGUAACGGGGAGGACAGGUCAAGUGAACUUCCAGCGGCAUUGAUCACCAAUAAUGGAAGUAGAGCAGAAAAUAUUUCAGGGAACCUACAACUGCCACAACAAGUACAUGAAAGUGUUGCAGAAAAUGACAAUGCUACUCCAAUCAGUGAGCUGAACAUUUGUCACCUGGAAGAAGACGGCCUUUCUGAUCUUUUCAUGAUACUAGAUGAAAUGAAUCUUCUUAACGAGUCUAACAGCAGUGCUAGUAGUGACAAGAAUGUGAACCCAACUGAAGCCACAAUAAACCUGUCAAACGAGUUCCCAACAAGCUCUGACAAGAACUCCAAUAAGAUGGAAGGUGAUGAUGGAUUUGUUGACUUAGAAGAUUUGGACAAGUUCAUGAUGGACAAUGUUUCCUCAGCAAGUAACUCAGUUACUGAUCAGGUUUGGGAUAUAGAAGUUAUUAAAGCCUUGUUUGAUGAGGAGACAAACUAG